AGCCGUUUUGACGCACUAAGGGAUAAAUUUAAUCAGUGCGUUCUCCUUAAAACGCGAAGGCUAUCAAUAUUCGGAAGCGGAUGUCUGCCGAAACACUUCUCACCUAAUGUUACCUACUCUGGUCAUGGUAAUUUUUUCGAAUUAGGGAGCUCGAGAACUUGCCAGUUUGAGUUGGCAGUUCGUGCAGUGAAGAAGUUCGCGAUGUCUCCGGUUCUUAACGGCCAGAGGAGUAUAUUCUCCCAAGAAGUGUAUCGAAGCUCGCUGGAACCAAAGUAUCAAAUCAUUGCUCGGGAUGAACUCCACGAGGACGAGUUCAGCCGGGAUGCUGCGCUGGCUCAGAUGCGAGAAUUUAUCGCAAAACACCCACAAAUCAAGAACUGUAGAAUGGAUUCAGUGUUUUUGCUGAGAUUUCUACGAAAUCGAAAGUUCAACGUGCAAGCAGCCUGCGAUGCAGUUGUGAGAUACCUGACGAUUAUCGCACAUUCACCCGAGUAUUUCGACAUCGACCCCCACCACUCGGAACAGCUCAUCAAGGAACGCCUGGUGGUUCCUCUCGGCGAAGAUGCCGAAGGUCGGCUGGUGUUGCUGAUCCGGUAUGGUCAGUUCAACGCCCAGCAGCACACUCCGGAGCAACAAAUCAGUUUGAUUUCGCUGGCGAUCGAAACAUACUUCGACCACGAGCAGUUCCACGUGACCGGGCUAGUUUAUGUGAUCGACUAUUUUGGGCUUUCUAUGGCACAUAUCGGGGCCAUAACGUUGCCCAAGUUUCGCGUUAUCAAAGCCACCAACGGGGAAAUGAAAAUGAUCCGCGUGAAGAAAGUGCACGUGCUGAGGGUUCCCUCGGUGGGGGCCAAGCUGGUGGAACUUUGGAUCUCGAUUAUGCCAAGGAAGCUGCAGCAGAGAUUCAAGGUAGGAGCCGGAUGAGGGUUUGAUCCUCCUUGAAAACCAGUGAGGAUCGAUUCGUUACCCAAAUCUAAUUCAAUUCAGGUUUAUUUGUGAAUAAUCAAGUUACAAUGAGUUCA
Messenger RNA from Culex quinquefasciatus (southern house mosquito), 1022 nucleotides. Its product is annotated as alpha-tocopherol transfer protein-like. Gene Ontology annotation, cellular component: membrane. Gene Ontology annotation, molecular function: phosphatidylinositol bisphosphate binding. The record is from RefSeq and is a predicted model, not a curated record. The coding region runs from base 202 to 924 and encodes 240 amino acids. NCBI's taxonomy places the organism in Eukaryota, Metazoa, Arthropoda, Insecta, Diptera, Culicidae. The transcript has a single exon.